ACUAUCUUUUGAAUUGCAUCUUCUUGCAUCUUCUACUUUUGGUGUUUAAUGUGUCUAUAUUAAUUUUAUACAGAUACUCUAUUCUUGAAUUUGUAAAAAUUAAUAUUUGGUUAAUUUACAUUGACUGGAAUUCUGCUACGAAAUUACCCAGAACUGCCAAGACCUAAAGUGCCAUCAAAUUAAACAAUCGUACUGUAUCUUUAAAAUAUGUUUUUUUUUUUUGCACUUGUUCAAUGAUACACACACUUCAGUUCUGUGCAGAACUGUGUUGUGCUCAUGGUUAAUUUUAUGGAUUUUACUGAAUUAGCUUUGUUAUCUUUUGGUUAAUUUCAAGAUUUUGCAACUAGAAAAUAAGCAUUUCUUUUUUAUUUUUAGCUAAAUCUUUGCCAUUUCCAACAUUUUGUGGCACUUUUUAACAGUAUCCUCUAUUUUUAUUUGAUUCUGGGCCACUCUUGUGAAAGAGUUCUGGAAGGGUUUGGCCACUCUUUAGUAAAUCACUAUUUUCUCAACCAUCAGAAACUAAGAGUUUAAAUCAGAAGUUUCUUUUCAGUGUUCCCUCUGAGCUCAUUUUUUUUUAUCUGCGUUGUUCUUUCAGAAUGUAGAUGCACUGCAAGUGUGGGAAAUUGAAAAGAAAAAAAAAAAGACACCUCCAGUUCUGCAACCUCUUGUGCACCAGGAACUAGUUCAUAUGCCACUCAUAAUUUCCUGUCUCAAUCUCCUUAGCUACUGUUGCUGCAGCUCCAGAUGUAAUUUAGUGUUGCCAGUACCAGCAAAUGUGUCUCAUUUUUCUAUUUUGCUCUUGUGGUUUAGAUAACAACUGCUUGAGUGAGUGCUCGGACGAAAGCGUGACUAAACUGUGAAACGUGGCUUUGCCUCAUGUUGUAUGAGACACAUUACUUUCGGCAUUUUCACUCUCCGACCUCCAAACCACAGGAAAGAAGAUUAGACAGACAGGAAGGAGCUGCUGCAGCAGCAUCAGCAUGAAACCUCAUCUUGACUACACCUCAAUAGCUGCUUCUUCGGUGUGCACUCAGCUUGUACACACAGUUUCAUCACAUCCUAUGAAAGUCCUUCUAAAAGUUUCUCAUGGAGACAAGAGCACAUUAUGACUCAAUCAUGGACCGAAGCAAACGAAUCACAUGGCAGGACGACUGCUACGUCGAACUUCAGUCCACUCCCACCUCUGUCUCUUCACAGUCAGAAGCAGAAGGUCCCAGCUGGAUCCAAACGCAUCGAGACCAGCUGCUGCGUUUCACCACUCACGACUUCUUGAAGGAGAUGUUAAACCAUCUAAGAAAACUGGAUGUGCUGAGUGCAGCUGAGGAAACAAGUAUCAUGCAGGCAGGUGGGCUGCACGACCAGAGUAACCAGCUCACAACUAUUAUCAGCAGCAAAGACAGCCAGGGGGCAGAUGCCUUCCAGGGAUUCAUAGAAAGCUCUGAUUCUCCUGUGGCUCAGCUCAUCAUCAACCAUGAUCACAUGGUGAAGGAGCACAAAGCGAUGCUUUUGGAGCGAUAUGACCAACAGAGAGAGAGAGAUCCAAACAGCUGUACCAAACUGAACAUCUCCUCCAGGGCCUUACUCCUGGUUGAUGGACUUUCUGACCUCCAGCAGAAAGAACAUGACCUGAUGCAGGUGGGAGCAACUCAGGGAAGGACAAGAAAUCAUCUCAGACAACUAGGAUUGGCCAAACUACUGGAGCCCCUGACCCGGGUUAGCCUACCACCAAGAGUCUCACUCACAAUAGGGGUUUCAGGGAUCGGGAAGACCACCUGGGUCCGGCACUUUGUCAAACAGUGGAGCCAGGGAAGCAUCUGUUCGGACGUGAGCUUCGUGUUUCCGUUUACCUUCAGUGAACUUAACUCAGCGGAGAAGUUCUCAGUUGAGAAACUACUGAAAAUGGCUUUUCCCCAUUUAACAGACCCAUGUCUGAUCUUCAGUGGCUCAUGUCGGACCCUUCUUAUACUUGAUGGUUUGGAUGAAUUCUACAGCACUUUAAAUUUCUCCGAUGCAGCGGCCUGCAGUGAUCCAAAGAAGGAGUUAUCAGUUGACGACUUGCUGACUAACAUUAUUCGCGGGAACCUGCUCCCUGACGUGGCAGUGUGGCUAACCUCCAGGCCAAGAGUGGCCUCUCUCAUCCCUGGAGGACUCAUAGACAGGGUGACUGAGAUUCCAGGAUUCAGCCCUGGUGACGUCCAGAUUUUCCUGCAGCACUAUUGUGCAGAAAAGGAUUUUGCCACCAAAAUAUGGGCACACUUGGAGGAGCAUAAAAAUGUCAUGGUCAUGUGUUACAUACCCAGUAUUUGCUGGAUUGUAGCGGAUACUCUAGUAUACAUUAUGCAGGGUGGAGCACAGGAUGGUCUGCCAAGAACUUGCUCUGAGCUGUACGCACAUUUCUGCGCCAUGAAAGCAGAAGUCGGAGAACCCAGAGGCAGGGAGCCCGUCAGAUCAGAGCAGCUCCAUGGGAACAAUCGUAAGCUGCUGUGGAGUCUUGGACGAAUGGCAUUUUAUGGGCUUCUUAAACACAAGUACGCGUUCAGUGAGCUGGACCUCAGGGCCAACGGAAUUGAUCCCCUGUUGAGCCAAAGCAGUUUUGGUACAGGUGUUCUGGUUCGAGAGAAGUCGGCUGUGCUGAUGACAUACCGAUUUAUUCAUCUGAGCCUGCAGGAGUUUCUUGCAGCCACUUUUUAUCUUGUCUCCUCCAAGCGUGCAAUCUUUGACCUAUUCUCAGAGAGUGCCAUGUCAUGGCCCAAAAUCGGCUUUCAAAACCACUUCAAAAAUGCCUUUCAGCACACGCAGCAGGCUGAAGGUGGGCACUUGGACGUGUUUGCGCGCUUCCUGACAGGUCUGCUGUGUCCAGUGGCUCUGAGGCCUCUUGCUGGGCUUCUGUCUCUGGGUAAAGAUGAUGGUUCACAGAAAACCUGGGCGGCAGGUUAUUUACACAGCCUCCUGGUCAGCGGGGGUGCUGUGGUGUCCCUGCGUACUGUCAACCUGGCAUAUUGUUUACAGGAGCUGCAGCACACUGAGCUGCUGCGGAGCGUGGAGGAGGAUUUAAGGCUUGGCAGCCUGUCAGGGAAGUUAUCGCGGGCUCAGUGCGUGGUGCUGGGAUAUCUCCUGCAUGUGUCUCCAGAGUGCAGCGAACAGACCAACCUAUCAGGCUCUUUGAACUACUCUACAGUCAAGUGUUUGCUCCCACAGUUGUUCUACUGCAGCCACCUCAGGUUAGAGAACAAUCACUUCAAAGAUGAUGUCAUGGAGCUGCUGGGAAGUCUGCUCAGUGCCAAGGACUGCCAUAUUGUGAAGUUAAGCUUGGCAGAGAAUUCCAUUGGCAGUAAAGGAGCGAAAGCACUGAGUCGAGCUCUGUUGGUGAAUAGAACUCUGACGUCGCUCAAUCUGCGGAACAACAACAUUGGUUCUAAAGGUGCGAGGUUUUUGGCAGAAGCUCUGAAAAUGAACCAAGUUCUGGUGUCGGUCAACUUUCAGAGCAACAACAUUGAGGAGGAGGGCGCCCAAGCCCUCGCAGAAGUGCUGCAGUGCAACCGCAAACUGGUGUCUCUGAAUCUCAGCAAGAACACAGUUGGAGGAGGUGGAGCCAAAAAAGUUGCAGAAGCCCUGAAGAUGAACCAAACCCUGACAAAGUUGAUCCUUUCCAGCAACCACCUCGGGGACAAAGGAACGGUUGCACUCGCAGGGGCUUUGACACUCAACCACAGUCUGCUCUCACUUGAACUGCAGAGUAACUCCAUUAGCAACAGAGGGAUGGCAGCCUUAACAAGUGCACUACGGCAGAACCACGGCCUUGUCUCCUUGAAUUUGCGGGAGAACUCAAUCGGAGUGGAAGGUGCGAAGAAUAUGGCUCGCGCCCUCCGAGAGAACAGCUCUCUGCAGGACCUCGACCUCACAGCCAACCUGUUGCACGACGAAGGCGUUCAAGCUAUAGCUGAGGCCAUUGAGUUCAAUCAGAGCCUCGUCUCCUUACAUCUCCAGUGGAACUUCAUCAAGGCUAACGCCACUAAAGCUCUGGCCCACGCUCUGCUCUCCAACAGCACGCUGCAGCUCCUGGAUCUACAGGAGAAUGCCAUUGGAAACGAAGGUGUCAUUUUUCUCGCAGAAGCCCUCAAAGUCAACACAUCGCUGCAAACAGUAUGUAUCCAGGGAGUUUCAGCAGGCACAAGUGGCGCCACUGCCAUGGCAAAGGCUCUGAUGACCAAUCAAACCCUGCAGAACCUGGAUGUUCGUGGGAACGCAAUAGGGAUGGAGGGAGCGAAAGCUCUGGCUAAUGCCAUGAAGAAAAACAGAAGCCUCAAGUCUCUGAAUCUGCAGGAGAACAGUCUGGGAAUGGAUGGAGCCAUUUUCAUCGCAACAGCAUUGAAAGGAAACCACCAGAUGACGUACAUCAAUUUGCAGGGAAAUGGGAUUGGUGAAUCGGGAGCAAAGGUCAUAUCUGAUGCGAUUAGAGCCAACGCUCCGAGCUGCGUGGUUGACAUCUGAGGGAGGAACUCGCAGCUUUGAGUGGAGAGUUCUCGCACUGUUUUCACUGUGAGACGUUGAACACUCACGGCUGUACAACACAGUCGAUGUUGUCUCUAACCAUAAGCCUGUACUCAUAUAUACAUAUUUGAUGUAAGGCACCAGCUUAUUUUGUUCUAUUGUAAGUAAUUAUCUAAUUUAAUCUUCUUUGUAACAAAGUGUUAUCAGCUAACUGAUGUUUUUUUGUAAAUAACAGACAGAAAAGCUGUUGUUUUUUCUUCUAGCCUCUAUUACCAAUUAUCAAGUACAAGGUCAUAGUUGUUGUCAUUUAAUUCAUUUUUGAAUAUGCACAACAGCAGUGAAAAUGUUGGCUGGACAUUAAAAAUGUACAUGUGGAAAUGUCCAACAUGAGGUGGUCACUAAAACCAAAGAUCAUAGAGGUAACUGGAUAUGACACAUUUUAACACACAUUUGAAGAGACAGUGACGUGAAACCAAAUAAUAUCGUCAUAAAUAAAAAGAUGUCUACUAACAAUUUAACAAUUUCUUCUCUGUUCAUUUAGGAUAUAAGUUAAAACUUUAAUAUUACAUAGAAUCAAGGUAACUUUGCUAAUAUAGUUCCAAAAUAAUAACAAUCAUUAGCAUUACAAAAACACAGGCAC
Cynoglossus semilaevis (tongue sole) is the source of this 5131-nucleotide messenger RNA. It is a transcript of the gene nlrc3, whose product is annotated as NLR family, CARD domain containing 3. Gene Ontology annotation, molecular function: protein binding. Gene Ontology annotation, biological process: regulation of apoptotic process. The transcript is spliced from 20 exons. NCBI's taxonomy places the organism in Eukaryota, Metazoa, Chordata, Actinopteri, Pleuronectiformes, Cynoglossidae. The record is from RefSeq and is a predicted model, not a curated record. The coding region runs from base 1087 to 4491 and encodes 1134 amino acids.